This is a messenger RNA of Phaeoacremonium minimum UCRPA7, 2673 nucleotides long. Its product is annotated as putative u4 u6 snrna-associated-splicing factor prp24 protein. Gene Ontology annotation, molecular function: mRNA binding; protein binding. Bases 1 to 2673 code for a protein of 890 amino acids. The transcript has a single exon. Gene Ontology annotation, cellular component: cytoplasm; nucleus; ribonucleoprotein complex. NCBI's taxonomy places the organism in Eukaryota, Fungi, Ascomycota, Sordariomycetes, Togniniales, Togniniaceae. The record is from RefSeq and is a predicted model, not a curated record. Gene Ontology annotation, biological process: RNA processing.
AUGCCGAACCAACAACCCCCCGUCGGCGAAGACGCCUGGGUGGCAGUCGCAGAGAGCCGCCGUCCUACCGAUCUGCUGUCGCGCAUCGAGAACAUCGAGCUCUUCAAGCAGGCUGUGUCUGCCGAGCCGGGCAGCUUGAAGAUCUGGGUGGCGUAUUGUGACUACUUUUGGUCUCUGUAUGCUGGAUGCCAACCACACAGCGAUGCAGGUUGGUCGCGCGAAGAACAAGCCGAGGCCGGUCAGCUCUUUACACUCGAUGCUGCCUUGAGCCUUUGGCAGACGGCCUACGAGGCAACGCGCUACAGGUUGAACGACAGCCAUGAGCUCUGGAACCGCUGGAUCUCCCUCGAGAUGGAAUUGUUGGCCAGGACGAGAACUCCUGAGGGUGUUAAGCGCAUUACUCAUCUCUUCCGCAACCGGCUACAGACACCCCACAAGACAUGGGAUGAAACCUCGCAGAUGUUCUCAACCUUCCUCUCCGAGUACAACAGAGCCGCCUGGGAGUCUACGAUGCAGGAGAUCACCUCGCUCUCCAAAGAGGCGAAGAAGAUAUACGAGUCCCGCGACCCCUUCGAGCUGAAACUUGAUGUUGCUGCUAGAGAAGGCAAAGAGGACGACUACAAGGCUGUAAUGAGAGACUACCUGGACUGGGAGACGAAGCAGAAUAUGAAGGAAAAGAAACACAAGGAGCGCGCCAUCGAGAUCUGUGUUGGUCUCUUUUCCCGUGCCCUGACCGGCGUAUUCUCUCGGGAUGAAAGCGCUUGGACGGACUAUAUUGUAUGGCUGUCCACGCAACACUCUUUCUUCGCUGGCCAGCUCAGAUCGAUGGAAAUCCUGCAAGCGCUGCCUCGCCAACUCGACGUAUUGCAACGUGCCGUCCAACAUUGUCCGUGGUCCGGCGAUCUGUGGGCCAGGUACAUUUUGAGUGCCGAGGAAGCCGGCUUAGCAUUCCAUGACAUUGAACGGAUCAAGCAUGCCGCCACCGACAGCGCUGAGCUUGACAGAGACGAUUUAACGGGAGUCAUUGAGAUGUAUGCUGCUUGGUGCGGGUACUUGAAGCGCCGAGCCAUGGAUCCAAAUGCCACCGACGAGGACUCCGAUGUCGCUGAUCUGGGAUUAGUCGCAGCUCUAGAAGAUGUCCAAAUCUGGGGGAAACGGAUAUACGGCGAUGCGUACAAAGGGGACCCCAACUUCCGCCUGGAGCGCAUACUAAUCCAAUACCUCACCGAGAAGAAGGGUGCUAUUGACGAGGCACGCGAGCACUGGCAAGAACUAGCAACCAAGGACCUGUAUGGCGACAGCUACAACUUCUGGCUUACUUACUAUAUGUGGGAAUUGUCCGUCUUCCUCUCCCAGAAAGGAAAAGCUCUCAGCCCUACGCCUGGCCCAGGGCCAAGGACUCUGAAGGUGCCUAGCAUGGCAACAGAUGUGCUUCAGAAGGCAAUCUCUAAGAAGACAUUGGACUGGCCAGAGAGGGUGAUGGAAAUCUACCUCCAACACUGCAACGAUUACGAAACACCCGAGACUUUGCACCGCGCUUUCGACACCGUCUAUAGGACACGCAAGGGGAUUGCGAAACGUAGAGAAAGGGAGGCUGUUGAUGCUGCGGCUGCAUACAGCGCACAGUACGCUCAAUACCAGGAGCAGGCCCAGCAAGCUGCGACGCAGGAAACUGGCCCGGAGUCACCGUCUGGUUCCAAGAGGAAACGAGAGCUUACACCUGGAGCUGCCUCCGAUACCGCGAGUAAGCGAGUGAAGAACGAGAGUGAGGCUGAACUUGUCAAAGAUACAGCAACUACAAAUGAACAUCAGCAAGAGCCUCAAAAGCGUGACAGAGAACACACCUCUAUCAUUGUGACAAGUCUUCCCGCAGAAGCGACCCAGACGAAGAUCAAGCAAUACUUCCGCGAAUAUGGCCACAUCAAAAACUUCAUUCACAAGGUUGAGGAAGAUGGCAAUUCUGCUGUGGCGGUCAUAGAGUUUGAUACUUUCGAAGAAGCUCAGUCUGCGCUCCUGCGCGAUGGCAAAUAUUUUGACCAACAGCAGAUCACCGUCAAGCUCGCAACUGGACUAACUUUGUUCGUUACCAACUUCCCUCCCAGAGCAGAUGAUGCCUUCAUCCAGGAGCUGUUCAAGGAUUGCGGCGAGAUCCUGUCCAUUCGUUGGCCAAGUCUCAAAUAUAAUACGCAUCGGCGUUUCUGCUACGUUACGUUUCGUGAUGCCGAGGGCGCAACCAAGGCAACGAAGUUUGAUGACACGAAGGUUGAGGGCCGCUACACACUCGAGGUGAAACACUCCAACCCAGGCCAGAAGAAACAGCGCGAGCCACCGAAGACGGAGAGAAAGCCGGCGGUACACGGGCCUCCCGCCUCAACAGCACCAGCGUCGAAGGUUGCUCUGAUGGCCCCGCCGCCCACAAUCAAACGACCGGUGCUUGGCAAGGGACAGGCAAAGAGAGGCUUGGGCUUUGCCGGCGCCAUCAGCAAAGAGACUAAAGUACAUGAGAAUGGUAGCAACGCGCUGACGAACGGCACAUCUACUGCGCCGGCCGGCGGCGGGAAGAAGAGCAACGACGACUUCAGAUCGAUGUUGCUCAACAAGAACAGUACACAGACAGAACAGCAACAGCAACAGCAGCAAAAUGGGCUCGAUACUGGGGCGGCUAAGGCGUGA